AGCGAGGAGCUCGGUUUCCGAGUACAGGCGACGUCAUCAAACUACAACUCCCAGAGGGCCGCCGCUCCAGCGCAUGCGCAGAAAAGCGCCCGGGCAAACUCAUGCGGAUGUGCUGCUCCAUGAAAUGGCGGCGUGAGAGAGGCUCCUUUCAACCACCGGAGUGCCGCCGUUGAUGUUUGUUUGUGUGGGAAAGCUCCCCGGCAGCGUCCCCGCGUUGCUCACACGAACACUGUCGGCUUUCUGCUCCCACAAAAGAGGCGUCUUGCUAACACGACUUGUGGGUCAGGCUGUGCUUCCGUUAAAAGUCACCGCGUGUGCGCGUGCGUGUGCGCGUCCAGCCCCGGUUCUGUUGGUUCCGUGAGCCGCAGUUGGGAUGGCCAAGCGGAUCGCUGACAAGGAGCUGACGGACAGGAACUGGGAUCAGGAGGAGGAAGGCGAGGAGGCCGGAACCUUCUCUCUGGCCAGCGAGGAUGUGCUGAAGAACCGCGCCAUCAAAAAGGCCAAGCGGCGAAACAUCGGUGCUGAGGGCGACGGGGUCGGUGCCUUCAAGGGCUUUAAAGGGUUCUCCAUGAGCGCCCCCCCGUUCUCUGCUUUUGGAUCCAAGGGCCUGGGGGGUCUGACCAACGGGAAUGGCGUCACGCCGUCUUUCGGCGGUUCGUCGUCAUCGUCACCUGCUGUGGCCACGCCCUCCACGACGGCUGGGGCGGCUUUGAAUGGCUCCGUGCCUGCCACGCCCUCUUCUGACAUCACAGGAAAGCUGUCCAAUGGCCCCGCCCCCGGCGGCGGCGGCAAGGAGUACAGCCGGCAGCUGACGGCGCUCAACUGCUCCGUGCGCGACUGGAUCACCAAGCACGUCAACGACAACCCGCUGUGCAACCUCAACCCCAUCUUCCGCGAUUACGAGCGUCACCUGGCCAGCAUCGAGCGGCAGUACGGGGCCGCCCCCUCGGAAGAGAAGAAGGCAGGCGGGACGCCGCCCACCGGCGCCGCGCCCACCGGCGCCGCACCCCCCUCUUCCUCCUCGUCCGGCGGCGGCUUGGCCGUCUCUCCUUCCUGCAAGGACAAGACGGAAGACAAAGGCGCUCCGGUCCCGCCUGGCGUCACCUUCAACUUCGGCCAGAAGGUGGACCCCGCAGCGGGGGGCUCCUUGGGGUCCAAAGCCACGCCCCCCGGCUUCUUCUCGGGACAGAGCUCCUUGUUUGGCAGCGCGUCCUUCAUCGGGUCCAAGAGCGAGGACGCCAAGUCGACAGACGACAACGCCGGCGACGAGUCCUACGAGCCGCCCAAGCCCGAAGUCAGGGAGGUCAAGGAGGACAACGCCUUCUACUCCAAGAAGUGUAAAGUCUUCUACAAGAAGGAGGCGGAGUUUAAGGAGAAGGGCGUGGGCACGCUGCACCUCAAACGCACCACGGAGGGAAAAACUCAGAUGAUCGUUCGAGCCGACACCAACCUCGGAAACAUCCUGCUCAACAUCCUGCUGCACGCCACCAUGCCGUGCUCGCGGGUGGGCAAGAACAACGUGAUGGUGGUGUGCGUGCCCAACCCCCCCGUCGACGACAACGACCCCGCCAGCCCCGUGCCGCUCCUCAUCCGCGUCAAGACGCCGGAGGACGCCGACGAGCUCCACAAGACCCUGGACCAGCAGAAAGGCUGAUGGCCCGCUUCCUGCUGCCGGCGGCCGCCAUCCGCCUGAUUGACACGUUCAUGCAUGCACGCACACACACACACACACGCACGCACACACACUCACGGUUCCAGGCGGCGGCCAUGCUGCGAAGCGCUGGGCGACAUUCCUCAGCUUUUAUCACUUUUAUUAUUUUGGCGUUAGGAACCAUUUGUUGUACAAAUGUUUCCCUCGCCAGGAGGGACAUUUUUCUCCCGUGUGGAACUUUUGUUUUGAAAGUGUCCUUGGCCCCGCCCCCACCCCCCACCCCCCCCCCCCCUGCGGGAAUAAAACGAAACCAGAGGUUUUCUGCUCUCGGACUUUACUUUCAGUGUUUGAGUAA
Molecule: messenger RNA, 2006 nt
Organism: Doryrhamphus excisus (bluestripe pipefish)
Lineage: Eukaryota; Metazoa; Chordata; Actinopteri; Syngnathiformes; Syngnathidae
Gene: nup50
Product: nucleoporin 50
Biological process (GO): protein import into nucleus
Cellular component (GO): nuclear pore
Source: RefSeq, a predicted model, not a curated record